Plasmopara halstedii is the source of this 7122-nucleotide messenger RNA. Its product is annotated as WW domain. Lineage: Eukaryota; Oomycota; Peronosporomycetes; Peronosporales; Peronosporaceae. Bases 1 to 7122 code for a protein of 2373 amino acids. Gene Ontology annotation, molecular function: protein binding. The transcript is spliced from 13 exons. The record is from RefSeq and is a predicted model, not a curated record.
AUGGAGCCAUCGACAGACGAUGGUGACGUUAAUGCACUGCUCAAAGUGAUUACUGAGCAGGUCAAGCGGUUGCGGGUGUCGCAGAAGAUUCACGGAGAUUUUCACGUGCAAGUCUCAGAUGAUCUGAAGCAGUUGGCUCUGCUCUACAUAAUGAAUGGUGAGCACGACAAGGCACUUCCGUUACUGCAUCAACGCCUUGUUAUUCAUGAAAAGUAUGGCCCAGAUGAUCUAACAGCAGAGGUGCUACAAGAGCUGGGGAUGGUCUAUCGACUUCACGGAAUGCGGGACAUUGCCGUGCAGCAUUUGUUGCGAGCUCUGACACUACGGGAACAAUGUCACGGCAAAAACAGCCUUAAGGUAGCGGAAACGCUAAAUAGUCUUGCCGUCGUAUAUCAAAUACAUGGUGAGAUGGAGCAGGCAGAGUCAUAUCAGCUGCGUAGUCUACAGGUUCUCCAUGACAGUGCCGAGCCGGAAGAUAUCGAGAGCGAGGAUAUUCCAUGGGAGGUUUACAAGCGACUGAAGCAGAAACAUGGACAGUCUAUUUCAGCCGACAAAAUCAAUCUUUUGAAAGGCAAUAUGCGUAAAUGUGUCAUGGAUGUUGUGUACACAUCUGCGGGUAACUUGGGUCCGACUGAAGACUCUAUGAGUGUUGAUAAUAGCGAAACUCAAAAAGUGAAGAACAAUGCGGCGAUGGACACGGAUACAAGCGAGCAAAUUGGUGCGACACCAGGUCGACAGCGAGUCUUGCGCUCUCACUCCGAUGCUGCGAUACAUCAUCUAAAUAUCCUUCGCGACUCUGGUGCUCAGUUGCAUCGUUCCCACACUAACGCUUUCGAUGAAAGUGAUGUCAAUGCCGACUUGGAGCAACCUGCUCGUAUAAGAACAAUCCAGGAUGCCCAAAUCUUCCCAUCUUCUCACCAAGCGUCAGCAAAUACCAGUGCUGACACGCAAGCAAUGGACGACAGGACUCGACAUCUGCUGUCGGAAGCUAUGUCUAUCCCACAAAUUAUUAAUGAUCUGUCAACACUGCAACAGCGAGUUGAGUCAGUAAAGCACCACAUACUCGCCGGAUAUUCAAGUGCUAUUACUGAAGUGGCUAGAUUGGAAGCAGACGUGAAUCGCAUACAUACAUACGAACUUCGUGAAGUUGGAUUAACAAUGGUUGCUUUAGUGCAUGACAUAAAUAGACUUUGCAUCUGCACUGCUUCGACACAGCAGCAAUUGCCUAUUCUAGAAGGAAUGCUGGAGAAGAAGAGUGCAUCAACUAUUCGAGGUUGGGAAAAGCGAUGGUUUAAAUUUGAUCCCAAUACGUUUAUAUUGAACUAUCACUUUAGCAAGGAUGACGAUGCGCGAGGAUUUACACCUCGUGGUGGUUUUGCUGUCUCUCGAAUUUCGAAUAUACUUGUCAAGUAUCACGCUCAAGGCGAUCACUUCUACUUUGAUGUGGUUGUCGACUUGAGGGUGCCUAAUAUUGUCGAAACGACUGCUGACAUCGCUUUUUCCAAGAAGGAAAUGGAAGGUGGAGACAGUAUCGUCCUAGAAGAAGAGAUCGAUCCCAAUUAUGAGCCGACAGAGAAGGAGGUGCUAGAGUACGCGACAUGGCUUGGAAUGGAUUUGGAAGCCGAGCGCGACUUAUUCUGGAUCGCUCGAGAAGGUCUAAAGGCCCCACUCCCAGCUAAUUGGAAACCCUGUAAGACUACGGACACAGAAGAAAUUUAUUAUUUUAACUUUGCCAGUGGUCAAAGCACGUGGGAUCAUCCUUGUGAUGAGUUCUAUCGCAAUUUGUACGAAGAACACAAGAAAAAGUUGCACGGACAAGGCGCGCAGGAAAGAGAUGAAAAGAAGAAAAAAGCUCAAGCAGAUGUGGCGGAGUUGCUGGGUCGAAAAAAUGGUGGAAAGAAGAAAAAAGCACCCUUUACUCAAGCAGAGUUACUUGGUGGGCCAUCCGUGGGAUUAUCAAAUGUGUUUGAAAAGAAGCCUCUACCUGGGGUCACUAGUAGGCUGGGAUCAGUGACAGGAGGAGGAUUGAAGCCUGUUGCGGGUCUUGGACCUCUUAGGAGUGAAGCCAAGGAAUCACGUGGAUUUGGUUUUCAAUUGGACGGCAAAAUUGAGAACCUUAAGACUAACGAAUCGGUCAAAGUUUUAUCGAGAACCGCACUUGGCAACCCUCUCACUAAGAAGCCUCAACUGACCUCCUCAUCAACUAUAACGACAAAAGCAGAAGAAACCAUAAAAAAUGAUGAUGAUGUCUUUGACGAAAAGCGUAAGAAAGUUGACCAAGAUUAUGCGGAAAUGGUGCGCAAAGUUGAGGACACUCAUGCCAGUAAUCUUGAUGCGUUGCGAAAGAAGCUCAAGGUAGAAUUUGAGGAUGUUCAGGAUGCAGAAGAAAUGAAGCUGAAAUAUCUCAAGCGUGAGUUGGACAAGAAAAAAAAUGCUAUGGAAAAUCAAUUUGAUCAAGAGGAAAAUGCCUUAAAGCGCAUUCACAACGACCGAUUGAAGCGUCUUGAGGCUGAUAAUGAAAAUAUCAUCCGAUACAAAAAAGAGGAGCUGGACCGGGAUUCUAAGGCAGAGAUUGACAAAUCGCGAUCCAGGCACGAAGCAAAGCAACGCGAGAUUCAGGAGAACUUCGAACAAAAAGAGAGACAUUUACAAAGCAAGAUGAAGGCUGAUUUUGAAAAGAUAGAGGAAGCAACACAGCUUGUCACUGAGCUGAAAUUGAAGAUUGAACAGCUACACGAUCAACAAAAGACUCUCGAACUAGAUCUUAAAACGGCAUAUAGUGAAAAGCAGGCUAUACUGCAGGACAAAGUCAAUGCAGAGAACGAACGCGACAAAGCUCAGUGUGAGGUAUAUAAUCUUCAGAAGCAACUUUCUGAAACUAGUUGUCGUGCAGACCCAUUUCACGAAUCUUGUUCAAAAUGUCUUGAGCUGGAGGAAAAAAAUGCACAUCUUUACGGAAAAUGCAUCGAGGCUCAGAGUCAGGUUGAAAAGCUACAGAAAGAGCUUUCGAAACUACAAGAAGAUUACGAUAGCGCUAAAAAGGCACACGCCGAUCUAGAUCUAGAUUUUUGCAAUCGAGAAGCUGCUUCAAAAGAAGAGAUAGCAGCCCUGCUGGAGAAGGUGUCCAUUUUAGAAAUGGAAUCGAGUACGCUAAGAUCAAAUGGUGCUACUCUGCAAAGCAAGAUUGAUUUGAUGGGUCGAAGUUAUGAUAUCCUUACGUCAGAGCGAGAGACUACACAGCUCGAAACAUUACAAGAGCAGCUAGCUGCUUCUCAAGCUGAGGCUGCCAAUACGAAGAUUACAUUACAAAACUUACAAUUUCAACAUGCUGAGACUCUAACGCGCAACUUGCAAAUCGAAAAGCUACUAACUGAACCAGCAAAUGAAAAAAACGAAUUAUGCAAGCAGUUGGAGUCAAAUAUUGAGGAGGAUGCGAAGGCUAGUAAGUACCAGCAGAACCUACAAGCACUGCAGCAGCAACUUGACAAUGAAAUACGAUUACGUCAGGGGCUGGAGGAAUCAUGCAAUGCUUUGCAGAACGAGAUAAGUGCUCUGGUGCAAAUAAAAUGUAUUCUUGAAACAAAAGUUGAAAGGUACAACAGACUUCACGAUAGCAUCACAUCCACCGACGAAAAGGCAGGCCUCCUUGACCUUCAAGUCGAAGAUGGACCCCGACAAAAGGCGCAGAGCACUUUAAAUGAAGAAUCAGAAUCACUUCGUGCUGGGAUCGAGCUCUUGAUGUUCGAGAAAGAUGCUUCUAUUGGACAAAACCGACAGAGACAACAAGAGAUUGACGAGCUUGCGAGUCAUCUUGACAGAUGUAAUGGACGAGAGAAAGAUGAGUGUAAACAAUGUUUCGUUUAUGAAGCUAGAGUUAUAUCGUUGCAAAACGAAAAGAGUGAUUAUAUUCUUGAACUGAAAACCGUACGAACCGAAAUUUCCGAGCUCCAAAAUGGGAUGACAGCAGAGCGAGAAAGAUUUGUGAAAACUAUAACAAAUUUACAGCGAGAGAGGGACAUUGCAGCAGCUAAAUUUCAGGAUCAAGAGACUCUUCUUAAGCAUGAAGUUACAGAACUUCAGCGAAAGUUAAGCUUAUUGGAGGCGAGCCAAACGAGUUUGAUAGACAAUUGUCAUACUGCCACGAUUGAUGUAGCUGGUAAAUAUGAGUCAGAUCUCUCGUCUUCGGAAUCAGAAGCGCAAAAGCAAUAUCUUGAGCAUCAACCAUCAGCGUCCAACGUUGAAAUUGCAAGCGCAAAAAGCGAACUUUAUCACCUACGUACGGAUCAUCAAAAUCUUUCACUGACGAAUGCAGAGACAGAAGGAAAACUAGCAAAAGGCUCAGACGAGAUUAAGAAUCUUUGUAAACAACCAAACAUUAUGAUAGAGGAAGACACUCAGCGUUUUGCGGAUACAACGAAUAUUUAUCAAGAGCAGGUUUAUAAAUUACAGCAACAACUUGACGAGGAAUCCCGUUGUAGUAGAGAAAAGGAGAAGGAAUGUGACACAUUGCGUAAUGAGCUACACACGGUAGAGCAAGCGAAGCUCAAAGUAGAUGCUCAAUUGGACCAGUUGAAAAGUGACAAACGCUACUUAGAGUCAGAGAUGGCCACGCUUGUCUUGCGUCUGGAUAAUGUGAAUGUACUUCGGAAACGGGAAAAAUCGGUCAUGUCUGUAGAGAAUUCUCUUGCUGAGAAACGAAUACAGGUAGAGCAGUUGCAAGCAAGUUUGGACCUUAUGAAAGUGGAUAAUAAGCAUUUAAAUUCCCGCGUAAAGGCGCUAACUCAAGACUUUGAACAAGUACAGACAAAAUUGCAUCGACUAGAGACUGAGUAUGAUAAAGAACAUGCUAUCUCCCAGUCACUUGAACAUGAGAGAGACACAACGUUACAACGACAACGAGUACUUGUUGAUGAGCUGGAAGAUUGUCAAUGCAAGCAUCGUGAGCUGCUAAUUGAAAUAUCGGAAUUGCACAAUCAAUUGAACAAUGCAAAGUCAAGUGAGCAAGCUGCAUUAAGUAAUGAGAAUCAAAUUGCUCAGAAGCUACUUCAAUUAGAGCAGCAGUUUGAAUGCACUAAAAACGCAUUGAAAAUGAAAUUAGGACAGACUGAAGUGCAAUUCAACAGCUCUCUCAGGGCUAAGGAGCAAGCUGAAUUGCAGAUCAAAGUGAAGGAGAAUGAGCUUGCCAAAUUCAGUCAUGAAGCUACUAGAAGGGAGAAUGAGUUACAGACGCUUCAAGCCCGCAUAAAGUCUUUACAAAGUGAUAAAGAUGAACUUCACGCAGCACUGUUAGCCGCAAACAUUGCCGAUAGAGCGACGGCUUUUGCCAACAGUGAUUCGGCGAAAUUGGGGAGUGCCGAUAGGGAUGCAAUGCUGGUCAAACUUCAGCUAGCACACGCGAAUGAGACAGAGUUGAAAGCUCACCUAGCUGAUGUCUUGAUACAAUUGGAGACGUCAACUCGCCAAUGUGGGACACUGGAAGCGCGUUGCCGCGAUCAAGGUACCGAAAUUGAGUCGCUUCACGAAGAAGUCACUUCCCUUCGAUUGGUGUCUCAAAAAAUGCAUUCCUCUGCGCUGGAAACAUUGACUCUUGUGGAAAGACUCGAAUACGAACAUAAGAAACGAAUUUUGAGAAAUGACUUUUUGAUUCAGCUGCAAGAUUUCCAGCAGCGAGAACAGCAGGCUCAUGUUCGACACAAAGCUCGUAUACGUGCGAAGUAUGAAAGACAAAUAGAUGACAUGAUAGCCGAACUAGAAAAAACACGGCGUCAGCGUGUGGAACAAGAGGAAAUGCUCUCUGUACAAAUGUUACAGCAAAUACGACACGAGACAGAUAUAAAGCGGAAUGAGGCGAAGAAGCAGAUGCGAGCAGAAUUAUUACAAUUGGAAGAAGAGCUGCAUCAGCGUAAAGCUCGUGAAUUUGAAAUCAUUACCAAGGCUUUUGACAAGGAAGAAGAUGACUUAAGCACGAAACUUCGUGACAUUCGUCAAGUGAAGCGCGAGGAGACUUUUGUAGAGCAGCGCAAUUCUUUACUAGAGGAUAAUGCAGAAGGCAAACUAUUGCAAAAUCACCCUUCUCCAGCAUCUAUGCGGCAGCUGAAAAAGAGACAAAAUGAUUCUGACGGAAAUGACAGCGUCUUGAUGCCAAGUAGUGCUCAAAUCAUCAAGAAGCCAAAUCGUCGUCAUAAUUAUCGCGCGAAGAUGUACCAAAAGUGGAAGCAGCGACUCAAAGAAGAAGAAAAUGCUCUUUUGACUGCACGGAACCUGGUUUUUAAUCAACGUGAUGGUCUAGCAAAACAGGCACAGCAGCUUAAGACAAGCAAAGUUGAGUGGAAACGAACUUCCCGUGUAUCUGAAGCUAAUCUGGUUAACCGAGAAGUGAAGCGCAUGUUUGAUGAGAAUAUGUCAAACUUGAGCGAAGGCAUGCGAAAGUUGCGCGAACAAGAAGGAUGGGUGAAACAGCGGGAACUUACCGUUGCUAAAAUGAAGCGCAUGGUUAACCGGCUACGACAAGGAAGUAUGCAUGACAACAACCUUUCUGGGACAAGUAGCGAUGAUGAUCAAGACGAAUUUUGUAACGAGUGGUCGGAUUACUCGAGCCCAAACGAGCCUCUCACAUCUACGCUUGUGAGAUUGGGGAGACUCGAAGAAAAGUUGGUUUCCGGUGCCUAUCAUUCCUCAGAAAGAGCCCCCAAAAUUAUCAUAGAUGACUUGAACACCGUCUAUCAAACUCCUCAAUCGUACAUCGCAAGUGAUGGCACAUAUCGGUAUCCAUCACUCAAGUAUUGUACAGCAAACAGAGCGAGGAGAAUUUCGGCUGGACCAGAGAGGCGCUGGAUUGACUUGCAACGCGGAUCGGGUUUGCGUGGGUAUUGUUUCGAGCCCGAUUCUACAGCCCGCAGUGCCGCUCAUGCUGAGCUAAUUUUCAAUCAGAAUAUUUCACGCUGGGCAAAAGGCCGCGAAAAGGUGAAACGUGCUGCCACUAAUCAUGCAACAUGGCUGUCGAGAUUGUGUGACGAGCUAAAUGAGUAUGGAGCCAAGUACACGCAAACCAUGGUAGAGUCGAAAGACGUGAGCAAUGAUUUUGCACUACACAAAAGUGAAGGGAGGGAUACAGAUAAAUGA